Knipowitschia caucasica is the source of this 885-nucleotide messenger RNA. Lineage: Eukaryota; Metazoa; Chordata; Actinopteri; Gobiiformes; Gobiidae. The record is from the annotation of a GenBank genome assembly.
AUGCACUCAAACUUCAGCAACCCGAGACGAUCCGACCUCUCGUACUUCGUAAACGUCCCUGUUGUUUUCUGCAGUGUCCUUCCUACUUCCUUACCUCCUUGUCUUCCUUCCUCGUCUCCUCUGUCCUUGUUCCUCUCAGUACUAAACUUCUACCUGGACUCUCGCUGGGGGCUCCACGCCGACCGCCUGGUGGUGACCAAGGAGCAGCGCUGCGCCCGGAGCGUCCCGGGACUGUCGCUGCUGCAGGCGGCCGACCACGCCCUCACGUCCUGUCACCUGACCUCUGACCUCCUGGUGGGGGACGUGGCCAUCACACAGGGACGGCACUACUGGGCAUGCUCAGUGGAGCCCGGCUCUUACCUGGUCAAGGUGGGUGUGGGUCUGGAGUCCAAACUGCAGGAGUGGUUCCACCUUCCACAGGACAUGGCCAGUCCCCGCUACGACCCGGACAGCGGCCAUGACAGCGGCGCAGAGGACGGCGUGGACUCGGCUCCUCCCUUCUGCUUCCUCACGAUGGGGAUGGGGAAGAUCUACCUGCCCCAGCACAACUAUCACCACGGCAACAACAACCGCGACUCCAUCACCAACGGCAACGCCCCCACAGGCCCCGCGGGCGUCACGUACCCGCUGCCCCCGCGGCUGGGCGUGUGCCUGGACUUCGAGAAGGGGCGGGUGACCUUCUACGACGCCCACUCGCUCCGACCGCUGUGGGAGGGGCACGUGGACUGCUCCGGCCCCGUGUGCCCCGCCUUCUGCUUCAUUGGGGGCGGGGCUUUGCAGCUUCAGGAGCUGGUGGCCAAUCGGAACGCAGAUCAGACGCCCGUGAGGAGGGUGACCAUCCAACCGCGCGUGUCCAAUAUCAACAAUGUCAAUAAUAACAACUGA